Messenger RNA from Pelagomonas calceolata, 1194 nucleotides. The record is from the annotation of a GenBank genome assembly. Lineage: Eukaryota; Pelagophyceae; Pelagomonadales; Pelagomonadaceae.
GGCUGGCAAAUCGGGCGCCGCGGGCAACGAUUCGUGGUCCAGACGUGGUCGACGGGUUGCUUUUUGAUACCUUUGCAACGCAGCGAGCAUUCCUUGUGAGCCGCAGCUCUUGGCUUGAGCCACACAGGGAGAGCAAGCACACGGAGAGCAAAAUGGUUGCGCGCCUACUCCUGCUCGCGGUUGCGGCGCGCGCCCUCCAACCGCUUCAGCCCUGUCGCGCGACAAGAAGGCGGCACCUCGUCUCGGUCCGAGCCGAGCCCGAGCCCGACGUCGACGAGCUCAAACGGCAAGCGGAAGCGCUACGAGCAGAAGUCGAGACGUUGCAAGCGGAGGCGCAAGCGGCGAGAGAAGAGGAAUUGCGGCGGAACCCGCCGCCGCCGCCCAAACCCGUACGAGAGCGGCCCAAGCCCGUGAAGCGGAAAACUGAAGAAGAGGAGGGCUUCUCGCUGCCGAGCUUCAAUCUCUUUGGAGAUGGCGAUGAGUCAGAAAAGAAGAAGCAACCGGUGACCGACGACGAGGUCGAGCUCGCGUCGAAGGCUCUAGCUUGUUUACCUUACCUCCUGCCGAUGUCGGACGCGAUCCCGUUCGGCCAGUACGUGAUCAACGACUUUCCCUUGAUCGCGCUGCCGUUGCUACCGUUCGCGCCGUUCGUUGCGUUAUUAAAUGCGAUUCCGUUCGGCGGGUUCAUCGUGUUCAUCGGGCUGUCCACCGGAAGCCGGAACCCGCAGUUCCCGCGCUUCGUGCGGUUUAGCAUGCAGCAGGCCGUGCUCUUGGACAUCGCGCUGAUUUUCCCGCAGCUGUUCCAGUCGAUCUUCGGCGCGACGAAUAUAAAGGUGCCCGAAGCCUUGGUGGAGCCCUGAGUGGAAAUCAAAAUUUACGGCGCGUUCGUGCUGAAUCGCCAUCGACGCGACGCCUGCUCGAUGGCGUGGUGGUGCUCGUUCCUCACCGCUCGACGGAGCCAGCAUGGCCGCGUCAUCGCCGAGAAAUGACCUAGUGAAGAUUAUCGGUGCACCGACUCACUGGUUGAUCUCUUCACAGGUCGAGCCCGCGUCUUCAUUUGUGUUCUUCUUCAUCUUCGUGGCGGCGCUCUACUCGUGCGGCUCGAAUAUACUGGGGAAGCAGCCGAACCAGAUUCCGAUUAUAUCCUCUGCUGCCGAGCAGAGCAUCGGGCCGUUCUAAGUAGAUGACUUAUAA